AGUUACAAAAUGCUAAAGUAGUUGAUGUCAGUUGUAAUAAUAAUAUUACGUACUGCGGAAUGCCCUUGUGGAAGACCAGAGAUAUUCCGCUUGUAAACAAGAGCGUUUGGGUUUCUUCAAAAGCCCCAACCAUUAAUCAGACUGAAGAAUCAAUAUUAACAGCGGCUUGGAAUAGUACCACUGACGAAGCUAGAAGAUUGUACUUGAACGUAUCGGGAUCAAAUCGUUUGAAUCUUAUUUUGGUACCUCGUGCGGGUGUAGUGCUCAACUCUUGGUCACUGCUUGACAACGUUACUACAACCAUCACGUGGAAUGACAGACCACUUUAUUUCAUUUUGCUAAGUUCAGCAUCGGAUCCAGCAGGUCCUUGGCAAUUGUGGCUAGAUAUGACGGUUUCCACGGAUGUGGAUGCCGUUAUCGAUAUCCUCUUCGUCAGCCAUUACUUUUUAUACUCAAGAUUGGCGGAUUUACCCUAUAAAUCCAUUUUAAAUCAAUUACCACCAUGGGUAGUACCACUGCAUUGGACAUCAACAACAAAAUCAUAUAUUUUUUGAAAAAUUGUCUAAAUGCAGUUUCUACCGUACUUUAUUAAUGGUGAAGGGAAUAUUGG
Molecule: messenger RNA, 610 nt
Organism: Cephus cinctus (wheat stem sawfly)
Lineage: Eukaryota; Metazoa; Arthropoda; Insecta; Hymenoptera; Cephidae
Product: endoplasmic reticulum metallopeptidase 1
Exons: 3
Coding region: 60-554 (164 amino acids)
Source: RefSeq, a predicted model, not a curated record